Messenger RNA from Vicia villosa (hairy vetch), 953 nucleotides. Its product is annotated as GDSL esterase/lipase WDL1-like. The coding region runs from base 99 to 860 and encodes 253 amino acids. NCBI's taxonomy places the organism in Eukaryota, Viridiplantae, Streptophyta, Magnoliopsida, Fabales, Fabaceae. The transcript is spliced from 6 exons. The record is from RefSeq and is a predicted model, not a curated record.
UUCCAAUGUACUACUUCCUUUCCAGUCAGUCAGUCACUCACAUCAUCACUCAAUAAUUGUAUCGCUCUCUUGAGAGAGACAAAAAGAUUCACAGAGAAAUGGUAGGACCAUCGAGGCCUCAAAUAGUUCUGUUUGGUUCUUCCAUUGUUCAACUCAGUUAUCUCAAAGAAGGUUGGGGUGCUAUUCUUUCUCACCUGUAUUCUCGCAAGGCGGAUAUAGUUCUGCGAGGAUACUCUGGUUGGAAUACAAGGCGCGCCGUGCAGGUUUUGGAUACAAUUUUUCCCAAGAAUGCCACGGAGCAACCGUCGUUGAUAGUUGUAUACUUUGGCGGCAAUGAUUCUGUUCUUUCUCAUCCAAGUGGCUUUGGUCCACAUGUACCUCUGCAAGAAUACAUCGAAAAUAUGAAGAAGAUUGCUAAUCAUCUCAAGAGUCUGUCAAAGAAGACUCGCCUUAUAUUUCUCAGUUCUCCACCUUGCAAUGAAGUGCAAAUUUAUGGAAACAGUUGUAUACAGAGACCACCAAGGAAUAACGAAUCGUGUCGAAUAUAUUCAGAAGCAUGUUUGGAGCUAUGCCGCGAGAUGAAUAUCAAGGCCAUUGAUCUGUGGUCUGCAAUCCAAAAGAGGGAUAGCUGGCGCAAUGAUUGCUUCACGGAUGGAAUUCAUUUGACACAUGAGGGUAGCAAGAUAGUGGUAAAAGAGAUACUUAAUACACUCAAAGAAGCAGAUUGGGAACCUUGCUUGCAUUGGAAGUUACUGCCAAAUGAGUUUGGAGAAGAUUCACCUUAUGACCCACUUGGCCCAGAUGAAAAAACCAUGAAUGUUGCCAGCUUGACCUUCAUGGAAACUAUGGAAUAUGACUGAUGUUCAUCUGGGAGCUAAAGACAUGCCCCAGAUCAUUGAAUCAUUAGGCUACAACCAUAAAUAACAGGAAUUUAGAACUGUGCCUAAUUAAAG